Molecule: messenger RNA, 1755 nt
Organism: Baudoinia panamericana UAMH 10762
Lineage: Eukaryota; Fungi; Ascomycota; Dothideomycetes; Mycosphaerellales; Teratosphaeriaceae
Exons: 3
Coding region: 1-1755 (584 amino acids)
Biological process (GO): transmembrane transport
Molecular function (GO): transmembrane transporter activity
Source: RefSeq, a predicted model, not a curated record
AUGGCGGACCACACUGGCAGCGCCAGGCCCGGCACUCCGUCAUACAAGUCCAAUGGCUCGUCCUACGAACAUGUUGUCCUCGGAAAGCUCAACCCAUGCAAACCCGACGUUAUAACGGUCGCCGAUGUUGAGGCUCACCUCGCUCACAAAGAAGCUGCCACCGCACACGGCGCCGCCGCAGCUGCUUCGCUUGCGCUCCACUUCGCCAACGAUGGCUCCGGCCGCCGCGUUCUUCGCGAAGAGAACUGCUACAGCAAACUCGGCUUUUGCUUCCCACAACGGAAGAAGUGGCGCAUUCUCAUCGUCCUGUUCAUCGUCCAGAUCAGCAUGAACUUCAACGCGGCCAUCUAUCCGAACGCCGUUCCUGGCAUGAAGGAGCACUUCCACGUCGAUGGCUGGAAGGCUCGUCUCGGUCAAAUGGUCUUCCUCGUCGCCUAUGCCUUCGGCUGUGAGCUCUGGGCUCCAUGGUCCGAGGAGCUGGGCCGUAAGUGGGUGCUUCAAGGCUCGCUCUUCCUCGUCAACCUCUGGCAGAUCCCGUGCGCACUUGCACCAAGCUUCUGGGUCGUCUUCGGCUUCCGGUUCCUUGGCGGCCUCUCUUCUGCCGGCGGAUCCGUUACGCUUGGCAUGGUUGCCGACAUGUACGAGCCGAACGACCAACAGUUCGCAGUCGCCUUCGUCGUCCUUGGCUCCGUCGCUUCCGCUGUCAUCACGCCCAUCGCCGGCGGCGCCAUCACGCAGUACCUGCCCUGGCAGUGGGUCUUCUGGAUCUCGCUCAUCUUCGGCGCACUUACUCAGGCUUUGCAACUCUUCCUCAUCCCCGAAACCCGCGCUAGCAUCCUCGUAACCCGCGAAGCCAAGCGCCUGCGCAACGAGGGAACGAUUGUCUACAGCCAAGACGAGAUCAAAGGCGAGACUCUCUGGAAGCGCCUGGACUGGCAGGAAUGCUGCACACUGAUGUGGCGCCCAUACCAGUUCCUCAUCAUGGAGCCCAUUGUCCGCUACCUGUCCCUGCUCUCCGGCUUCAGCGACGCGCUCAUCUUCAUCGGUCUAGACUCCUUCGGUAUGGUGCUGAAGCAGUGGCAUUUCAACCACCUCACCAUCGGCUUGUCUUUCAUCGCCCUGCUGCUCAGCUACAUCGCCGCCUACUUCUGGUUCUUCUACGACUACAAGAAGCAGGGAAAGAUGAUGCGAAACGAGCCUGACAAGUUCACGCCAGAGCGCCGCCUUUGGCUUCUCCUCUUCGUGGCACCGCUACUCUCCAUCGGCCUCUUCGGCUUCGCAUGGGCCUCGCUCGGCCCACGAUCACACAUCCCUUGGAUCCUUCCGAUCCUCUUCACCGUGCCGAUCGGCAUCGCCAACUUCGCCGUCUACAUGGCCACCAUCGACUACAUGAUCGCAGCCUACGGCCCAUACGCCGCCUCUGCUACCGGCGGUAACGGCUUCUGCCGCGAUCUGCUCGCCGGUCUUGCCGCGUUGUUCGCCACUCCGUUCUACAACAACGUCGCCACAGGCACGAAAUACCAGCUCACCAUCCCAUCCUUGAUCCUGUCGGGUAUCGCGCUGCUGCUCAUCAUCCCAGUAUACUACUGCUACGCCAAGGGUCCGGAGAUCCGAGCCAAGUCAAAGUAUGCGUCUCAGCUGGCUCAGGAGCGUGCAGAGCACAAGGAGGAACGCCAAGAGGCCAUAUCAGCGUCCACAUCUCCAGACGGUUCGGGCUCCGAACGAGAUGGAGAGGAUGCAGCUGCCGGCGAUUGA